Molecule: messenger RNA, 816 nt
Organism: Fonsecaea multimorphosa CBS 102226
Lineage: Eukaryota; Fungi; Ascomycota; Eurotiomycetes; Chaetothyriales; Herpotrichiellaceae
Exons: 2
Coding region: 1-816 (271 amino acids)
Biological process (GO): protein import into mitochondrial matrix; protein folding
Cellular component (GO): PAM complex, Tim23 associated import motor
Molecular function (GO): protein homodimerization activity; protein-folding chaperone binding; adenyl-nucleotide exchange factor activity
Source: RefSeq, a predicted model, not a curated record
AUGCUCCGCAAGCAGUUGCUUCGCCAGGUGCGCACCGUCUCAGAGUCGCUGUCUGCGUCGCCGCAGAUACGGCGGUCGCCAUUUUCUUCCGCCACCUUCAUUGCUCCCCGUGUAUCUAGACCCGCCUACCUCUCAUCGCGGAUAGGGCAAAGAUGGCAGUCCACAGAGGCACAGCAGCAGAAACCUGCCACAGAGGCUGCGCCUUCAUCCGAAGAGACCAAAGCAGCGGAGGAGGCAAAGCAAGAUCCUCUCAAGGAAGAGCUUGAGAAGACCAAGAGGGAGGUUAUAGACCUCAAGGACAAAUACCUGCGUUCCGUGGCCGACUACCGCAACCUGCAAGAGCGGACCCGGCGAGACAUGGAAUCCGCGCGCCAGUUUGCCAUUCAACGGUUCGCCGCCGACUUGCUCGACUCGAUAGAUAACCUCGACCGUGCGCUCUCUUCAGUGCCUGAAGCGGCGCUUGGGACCACCUCGGCAACAACAACCACCACCUCCAACACCUCAUCCUCGGACCCCAACGUCGCGGCCUCCGCCGAGUCCACCUCAGAACCAAACAAAGAUCUGGUCAACCUGGUCUCGGGCCUGAAAAUGACCGAGGAGAUCCUCAUGUCCACACUGAAGAAGCACGGCCUGGAACGCUUCGACCCCAUGGAGGGUGGAGGGCGCAAGUUCGACCCCAACACCGACGAGGCCACUUUCUUCACCAAGGUCGAGGGGAAAGAGGAUGGAGAUGUCUUUUACACACAAAGUAAAGGGUACAGACUGAACGGGCGUGUCGUGAGGGCCGCCAAGGUCGGAGUCGUGAAGAACUCUUAG